Messenger RNA from Tuber melanosporum (Perigord truffle), 318 nucleotides. RefSeq lists its product as uncharacterized. NCBI's taxonomy places the organism in Eukaryota, Fungi, Ascomycota, Pezizomycetes, Pezizales, Tuberaceae. Gene Ontology annotation, cellular component: RNA polymerase I complex; RNA polymerase III complex. Bases 1 to 318 code for a protein of 105 amino acids. The transcript has 4 exons. The record is from RefSeq and is a predicted model, not a curated record. Gene Ontology annotation, molecular function: DNA binding; protein dimerization activity; DNA-directed RNA polymerase activity. Gene Ontology annotation, biological process: DNA-templated transcription.
AUGACUGUAAGACACCCCGGGGGUUCCGCUUCAUUUGAGAUUCUCGGUGAAGACCAUACACUCGGGAAUGCGCUACGAUACAUAAUUAUGAAAAACCCCGAAGUCGAGUUCUGCGGAUACUCAAUCCCACAUCCUUCCGAGGAAAAGAUGAAUAUCCGUAUACAAAUCUAUCCUGAGUAUUGGGAACACACAAAACCUUACGAUGCGUUGAUGAAGGGAUUGGACGACCUUGCUGACCUCUGCGACCAUAUUACGCACGCGUUCAAAGAGGCCAGAGAUAACUUUGUAGAACCUGGGGACAACAGUGAACAAAGAUGA